AUGCACAAUCCUCUCAACGGACGUACGUGUGGCGUCUGCCUCAUAGAAUUGAACCUAAACGAAGGUGCCAUCAAAUCGAUUGCCAUUAGGACGCAGUUGGAGCUGUCGCAUUUGGCAAUUUUAUGCACAUCCUCGGUUAUAGUGCUUAACAUGGAGGACUUGCAAAACGUCUUGUGGAAAAGCGUUUUCGAUGUGAUGCAACUUGAUCUAGCGCAGUCACAAAAUUCCCAAGGUGAAACAAUGCUCAUACGGGUUCGAAAGUUACUCUUCUUGCAUGGUGAAGGCCAAUGUCAGUUGUUCUGCUCUGACGCUGGCGUCCCGAAUAUGAUAGAUCUGACAGUUGAAAAGUCGAUUGAGUUCCCAAAACAGCAAAGCAAUUCGGCAUGGUACGCUCCGUGUGUUCGAACAGUUUGGAGCGUCACAGGCAGCCGACCCUUCAUCAGCUUCAACACAUCGGACGACGCCCCCAGCACCUCCAUAACCUCUCUUCUUUACGCCCAAGCGAAACGGGCACUUCUCAAGUCACUCAGGAGCCCCAUCAAAGAUGCCAUCGAAGUGGCGUUCAGAGAUAAACAAGGUGAACCAAUCACACCGCGUGGUGGUGAUUGUUCAAACAUCCAAGGCACGGUAUUCAAUUGGAUUCACGGGCUUGCUGACCAAAGACGCCAUGUGAUAUGCGGAAGUGCCGUGGUCACAAAUGACCAGUGUUGGUUGGCCAUGACAGACAGCCUUGGGAGGGUGCAAUUGCUCGAUUUGCGCAAGAAACGAGUUGUUCGCAUGUGGAAAGGUUACCGAGACGCUGAACUCGCUUUCGUAGACGCUUGCGAGUUCAAUCUACCCACAUCACAGCCUCAUGUCCAAUCCAUACCGCGUCGCACUCACUGUCUGUGUAUCCACGCUCCUGAACGCCGGAUAUUGGAGGUGUGGCGACUAGUGCAUGGUCCCCGUUUGGCCAUUUGGGAUGUGAGGGAACCGGUCCGUCUUGUGCAAGUCCCCACACAACGACUGGUAUUAAGUCCACAGGGUCAAAACUUUGCCUCACCAUCAUACCAAGCCAUACUCUUGGACACUAACGGUGUGGUGUACACAGUGGGCGUCAGUCCAGAUUUGUGCUUCGCCUGCACGGAUGCGGAAGCUGUCGUGGGGUACCAGGAAUAUCAGUUGAUGCAAGAAUGCAAUGCCUGCUUAACCCAAUCUUACUCAGAGGAUCCGGGAGUUAUCCGUUCUCGAUUGGUGACCCUCUUUGGAAAGUUUCAGACAUCUGUUUGGUUUGAGAAAACCCUGAUGCACGCUAUUCACCAUUUGAGCCGGAAGCCUUAUCUGGUCUCAGACCUACUGCAAGACUGUGUCUCCCUCACUUCAGGGAGGGGCACUAUUCCUGACGAACCAGAUUUCAAAGUGUCCGGAUUUGAACGUUUGCACUCAGUUUGCAUCGGAAUUCUUUCCCUCACCCAAUGUUACCUGAAGUUUUCUACUCUCAUCAACGACUCGGUUUCAUAUGCGGACGAUGUUAUCGGCUCUGGACCGACUAAUGUUGUCUGGACGGAUGAACUAGAGACGAUUGCUGAUUUGCUUAACUGGGAUUUGGAGGAGGCCAGUCGUUGUUUUAAGCUGUACGCUUUUUGCAACUCUACUUUGAAAUCUGGUACCCAUUUAAAACUCUCCCGGCCGAUGGAUUUGCAUGGUUUUGUGGAUUGUUUCCAUUUCCUCACAAACACGUCGUCCGAUUCUGCCAGCAGUUCGCCCACUCUACAUGUCAGAGUUCGCUUCGGUUCGGACGACUCUUCCAUUCAGCUGGCCAAGAUAGGCUCACUUAUUUUUGGUUGCUACCUCCUCGGAUACCAGUCGUUCGAGGCUUUGCAGGAAGAACUUCCUUCCGACGUACUUACCCCUGAUCUACUUUUGUAUGCGCUGACAGCAUUCGUCUUGUACUGGGAAGUGUACCGUGAAUUACCCACAAUUAUUCGAAGGUUGCAUCGCAUUUACGCGCACCUGCUCCAUCUGUUCUGUCGUGCAUGCGAUGAUUCUCUAUCGGAGGGAGCGUCGACUAACGGAUUCUCGGCUGAGGAUUCCAGCGCUCUACAGCAGACAACACUGGAAAACCUUGUUACCAAGUUGUACAACUAUUGCCUCGACACUCAUCAUUUGUCCUCUGCUUACCUGGUCAGCCUCAUCACACGUUCUCUCGUUUAUGUGAUGUGGCAAGCAAGGGAACAAGGCUCCGCCGUGGUAUCAGCUUUGUGCCACCUCACAAAGGUACCGGGUUUCUGCAGAUCCCCAUUGGAUUUGGACUCGGGUAACGAAGAACGUGGACCUCCACACGAAACUACCUCUGAGUUGUCAAAAGUUUCUACAGAGUGGCAACCAUCCUCUGUAUCUUCUGAGCCCUCGUCUCUAGUAAACCAUCUGUCUCUUAAUAUGCUCAGCAAGCUUGUCGAUCAGUGGCAUGAUACUUGCGCUCGAAUCGAGGGAUUGUUUUGUUUGGGACUAUUGGUUCAGUUGCCUGCAACCGAACGUAUGCCAGCGCAGAUCACUCAUGAGCAGCCAACCCUCAGCGGUUUUCCACUCUCAUUGGGGCGAGCUCUGAAGCUCGGCAGAGCCUGUCUGAACGAGUUAUUUGCUUCGUGGCUUAUGCGAUGGCAAGUCGGACCGGACCAGUUGGUCACUUUAUACCAGAGCAUGUGUACCCUGCCCUCCACUGAUCCUCUGGAAGAACCCAACACGAAUGACGUGCAAUCCGAGAUGACCCAACCGGUCUCAAUUUCGCACGUCAGGCAAGCACUGUUACUUUUGGUCUACAAGCAAUUGCCCUUCACGCUGGAGCUGGACUGUGUUAUGGCCACUUUGUCAUGGAUGCACUAUCAGCGCUGGUUAAACGAGCCCGAGGCGCUUCGCCAUCUUCAGCAGUGUAUUGCAUUCCUCCGAAGUCUGAGCUCAGCGGGUGCAAUAACUGCACAAGGACUAGCUACAAUGAUGUGGCGAGGCCGUCUGCUGUCUUGGUACGGUCAGUGUGCAGCGGCUGUGCGUACAACACGCACCGAGUUUACUGCCUCCCCCUCCUCCUCCAUGUCAACGGACAAGCUGAAAUACGUUUCGGUUUUGCUAAUGAAUUUUAUGAACGUCUACCUACACGCGUGUCAAAAGGCGGAGGUGGUUCCUGUGCUUUCCGCUGAGAGAGCAUGGUGCCAGUUGUCAACAAACGAAUGCGCGAUGCAACAAGAAUUUGCUGAAAUGAGUCUGGAUCAGUGGUCGGCUUGUCCGAUGGAUGACGAUCGCACCACACCGUCGUUGAAUCGGGCUCUAGUCGCUGAGUUGGCCCUCCAUCAGCCGACUCCGGAUAUUCGAUCUGUGGCUUCAUGGGAGCAAGCAACGAUUGUCGUCUCCGCACUGAACGUUUUCAGACAUGUUCGUUAUCCCAGCGGGCGCCCGCGGUCGAAUUUUUCGGACCGAAGCCAUCCCACCCAUCUGUAUGGGCCUGAAGACUUUUUCUCCCCAAAAGAUGUCGCAGCCGUCACCACAAGCCUAAAUCCCAAUUGGAUAAGCACUGACGCAGACGAAAGCUUGGACGGCCGUCGAAAAUUUUUUAUUACCUGGCUCACGGAAUGCGCUGUAUCAUCUUAUCACUCCACGAUUUCCCCUCACUCAAAUCAUUCCAGCGGGCAGUCUAGCCCUGAACGCCAUCGGAAGUUAUCAGCCAACACGUGGCGGUAUUGUGAUCCACUGGACCUGUACACCCUAUUCACCUCGGCUGCAAUCACUCUAGCAAAGCAUUGGGGUUUCCCUAAGGAAAUGGCUGUUACUCAGCAUGUGGUGGCUCUGUUCGAAUCCGGCCUUGACGAACAAGCAGAGCUCUAUCUGGGCCAGCUAACCGACUUGUCCGGCUUGGCCACUCAUCUUCUCCUCAUUCUUGGUCGUCGCGUGGCAUGGCUAGCCUUUGCUUCCGAGUCACCGACAUCCGAGCAGCUACGCUGGCGUGCCUGCAUUCCGUUCGGACUGGAGUCCUGGCUUCGCGGCUUAUUACCCGGCCCGACUGAAGAACUCCCAUUCCAAGCCUCAAUUGAUAGAUAUCCGUCCUCCAUAGACAUAAACCAUUUGGCCCACCUAGUCGAGUUCGCGCUGCAGCACAUUCCAGCCCAAGCGAGUCAAGUUCGGAUAGCUGAGGAUUUGCGCGAUGCAAUAUACGCCAUGAUCGACUGA
Dicrocoelium dendriticum is the source of this 4197-nucleotide messenger RNA. The record is from the annotation of a GenBank genome assembly. NCBI's taxonomy places the organism in Eukaryota, Metazoa, Platyhelminthes, Trematoda, Plagiorchiida, Dicrocoeliidae.